CUUGACAGCGCCCUCUGUAGGUACACAGUAAAGCAUGGCUGCAGCUCCUCUUGUCUUGGAGACCUUAAUCUAGAGACGCAGGCGAAUGAGUCCUGCUGCUACGGCUAUCCAGCGAGUCAAGUGUGGAAUUGGAGCAGGGGUAUUAUUAGAGAGCGUAGCUCGACGUUUGAACGCUGAAGUUCAGUCGCAGCAGGAAAAACGUUCAGGCCUCUUGUUGUAUCGUUUCUCUCCUAUGGGCAGCAGCAUAUGAAGAGAGAGCUAAGGACAGCAGUCGCAAGUUGCUCUUCAACUUAAUGUUUGUUUAAUGUUAGCCGUCUGACAGCUAACGCUAACUAGCUUCGCCUCAUUGGUAUUCGACGUCAGUUUCAAAACAAACCCCGCAAAAUAAACACAGUGUAGUUGUAGAGUCAGCUGUCAUCAACGGAAAGGGACUGGGGUUUAGGUCUCAAAAAAUUUUAUACGCUGCUCAGCUGUUGUUUCUUGUUCAUCCUUAUUUAAUGUCGUUAUUGCUCUGUGCAAACAUCUGUCAGCGGGUCAAAUAAUAGAAUAGACAGCGACGCGUUUUAACUGACAACCAAAAGUAGCUGCUACCGUUGGGCUAGGAUUACAAGGGGGAAUCGCAUCAAGUUGCUUUCGAAUCUUGGAUUUAAAUGUCUGAGAAGAGUUCGUCGUCCGGUUCGGACGAGGAUGUGGAGCCGGAAUCUGUGCAGCCAGUUGAGUUUGGAGGCGUUUUAAGUAAGUGGACAAACUACAUACACGGAUGGCAGGACCGAUGGGUGGUGUUGAAAAACAACACUUUGAGCUACUACAAAUCAGAGGAUGAACGGGAGUAUGGCUGCAGGGGUUCCUUGUGCCUCAGCAAGGCUGUCAUUACACCCCAUGAGUUUGACGAGUGUCGUUUUGACAUCAGCGUGAACGACAGUGUUUGGUAUCUUAGGGCUGAAGAUCCUGAGCACAGACUCCAGUGGAUUGAGUCCAUAGAACUGCACAAGGCUGAGUCAGGUUAUGGUUCAGAAACCAGUCUGAGGCGUCAUGGUUCCAUGUUGUCUCUCACCUCAGCAGCCAGUGCCUUGUCUGCCACCUCCACAUCCUCCUUCAAGAAAGGUCACAGACUGUGUGAGAAGUUAGCAGAAAUGGAAACCUUUCGAGACAUUCUAUGCAGACAAGUGGACACCCUGCAAAAAUACUUUGACUCCUGUGCUGAUGCUGUCUCUAAAGAUGAAUUUCAGAGGGACAAAGUAGAGGAUGAUGAAGAUGAAUUUCCCACCAACACAAGACCUGAUGGAGAAUGUAAUCACAACAACAACGGCAGCAAAGAGAAAUUAUUUCCUCCGUCCAGUCCCAAAGGUAUCAAUGGCAUCGACUUUAAAGGUGAAGCCAUAACAUUCAAGGCAACGACAGCAGGCAUCCUGUCCACCCUUUCCCACUGCAUUGAACUCAUGGUCAAACGAGAGGACAGCUGGCAGAAAAGACUGGACAAGGAGUUGGAGAAGAGGAGGAGGGUAGAAGAUGCCUACAAGUGUGCUGUGAAUGAACUGAAGAAAAAGUCACACUACGGAGGCCCAGACUAUGAGGAAGGGCCAAACAGCCUGAUCAAUGAAGAAGAGUUUUUUGAUGCAGUGGAAGCAGAGCUGGACAGACAAGACAAGAUAGAAGAGCAGAGCCAGUCAGAGAAAGUCAGAAUAUCCCGACCACCGUCCGUUACACCUGGAGAUGUCUAUUCCACCAUUGGCACACACCGGCUGGCCAACAAGCCCCAUGGCCAUUCUUCCUCCCUGUCCUCCAUUGAGCUACUCAGUGCUUCAGAAGAUGUUCACAGAUUCAGCACUGAGGUGGAGGAGAUGGUACAGAUGCAUAUGACUUACUCUCUACAGGACGUGGGUGGAGAUGCCAAUUGGCAGUUGGUGAUAGAAGAAGGAGAGAUGAAGGUGUACAGGAGAGAGGUGGAAGAGAAUGGUAUUGUCUUGGAUCCACUCAAAGCCACACAUUCAGUGAAGGGUGUGACAGGACACGAGGUCUGUCACUAUUUCUGGGACACGGAUGUUCGAAUGGACUGGGAGACCACCAUUGAAAACUUCAAUGUGGUGGAGACACUCUCUGACAACGCAACAAUUGUUUACCAGACACACAAGAGAGUGUGGCCGGCCUCUCAGAGAGAUGUGCUGUAUUUGUCCGCCAUGAGGAAGAUCUUAGCAAUGAAUGAAAAUGAUCCUGACACAUGGUUGGUCUGUAACUUCUCUGUGGACCACAAUGACGCCCCUCCCACAAACAGGUGUGUUCGUGCCAAAAUCAAUGUUGCUAUGAUUUGCCAAACUCUGGUCAGCCCACCUGAGGGCGAUAAGGAGAUAAGCAGAGACAACAUCCUUUGUAAGAUCACCUAUGUUGCCAAUGUAAACCCAGGAGGCUGGGCUCCGGCCUCCGUCCUCAGAGCUGUGGCCAAGAGAGAGUAUCCUAAGUUUCUAAAGCGCUUCACUUCCUACGUACAGGAAAAAACUGCUGGGAAGUCCAUCCUGUUCUGAACACUAAGAGGUCAGACGACCAGUCUGUGGAGAAGACGUUCAGCAUUAAACCAGCUCUGGAUGAAUCAACUCCCCUGACAGUGAGACCAGAUGUCUGCCUACAGACACAGUAUCAUCUGGAGUGAACCCGAGUCCUCUGGAGACAGGUUUCAGAGCUUUAAUCCAUCACUAAUUCCUAAUCCAGUCACACCAGACCAGCUCAACACUCACCUGUUGUUCACGGCUGCAGAUGAAACAUCUCCUGUUUGUGUUUCUAAAAGAAGAUGAUCACAGAAUUUAAUUUUUAAAUUGUUUUAUACAUUACAAAAAAAAUCCUUCUCCAUGACUUUCUUUGGGAUUUGCUUUAAUCACUAGUAUUACAGCUCCAUGUUUUGCUGCUGUUAAAUUAACCAUCUUGAGCGAGGCGGGUAGAUGUGGAGAGAUAAAAGCAUGGAUGAGGUUUUGGUACAGUGUUUUUGUUGUUGUUGUUGUUGUUUUCUUUUCCCCCAGUCUUUCAUGCCUUCUCUCUCCCUCUGGUGACGACUCUCUGUAGUUUGAUGGAGGGUCUGAGCCUGGAGCUUUGAAAUCUUUGUAUUUAUAAUGUAGAUUGUUAUAAAUCAGCUUUCUAAGAGACACAGUGUCAUGUACAUAGGCUUAUUGUUGGUUUAGUUUAUCAAUGUGAGGAAUGUGAAUUGACUGUUGCGCUUUGUAAUGGAGUUGAAGAGUACUCACCCAGUUGAUUCAGCACAGACUGAGCUUAUUUACACAAUCAACAAUAAUGCAACAUGUCGUGUCUGUUGGUACUAAGCUGUGGUUAAUUGACAUUCCUGAACCACAGUGUUCCACAGACACGUACUCCCAAACGACCAUCCACAGUGACUGAUGUGAAGAUCCUUUGUUGAAGAGCAUUGCAUUGAAUUAUUCCACACAUUUUACGUUGUUUUCUCUGUCAAAAUAUCACUUCUGGAGGAUCAGGAAAAUAUGUCAAUGUUUUCAGACCCCUCUGUAAAACGUCUAUGUGAAACAGUGACACCAAGAUAUUACAUUUUGUUAUCUUUCUUUAAUCUGCAAUCUGUACAUUUCAGUUGAAAUCAGUUUAAAUGUAAUGUUGAAAAAAAAAAUCUGAAGGUGAACUUAAAUUGGUUGAGUUUGGUUUAUUUGUGGCCUUUGUAAAGUGACAACUGCUUGGUAUUGGUUUGUAGGUGAUUGGUUAAUACUGAACACAGACACAUCUCCUGGUGAUGUGGUCUUGUUCACUUCUACUAAGAUGGAUUUCACUUGAAAUGUACAAAUGAUCUGAUUAAAGAUUUAAAAGUUCUGAAACUAAAUGUCUUGUUGGUGUCAUUGUGUGACAAUGCAAAUCAUGGCUGUUUGUGUCCAUUUUGUGACCAUAUGUGACAUUUCAUCUUCCACAUUACAGUGCAGUGACCUCCUGACCUUUGACCUUUGAGUGACAAACUGCCCCGAAGAAUGCCUUAGAUAACCAGGACAAGGAUUCUGAUGUUCUCUACUGCACAGCCUCCACCAGUUGUGCAUUUAUCAUCGUGGGGUGAGGGGAGGGUCAGCAUUUCACAUGUUACCUCAUCAUUUAAUGUAUUUUUUUCUGCAGUCAUGUAAGUACCUAUGAGUCUUAAGGUGUUUGAGAUCAGGGAGCAUCUCAUUGGUUAAUUCAAGGAUGAAUAGAGGAAUAAAAGCCCAAGGCCACAUCUAUGGAGGGUGCAUUUA
This is a messenger RNA of Cynoglossus semilaevis (tongue sole), 4223 nucleotides long. RefSeq names its product ceramide transporter 1 (gene cert1). Gene Ontology annotation, molecular function: lipid binding. The transcript has 18 exons. Gene Ontology annotation, biological process: ER to Golgi ceramide transport. Lineage: Eukaryota; Metazoa; Chordata; Actinopteri; Pleuronectiformes; Cynoglossidae. Bases 651 to 2519 code for a protein of 622 amino acids. The record is from RefSeq and is a predicted model, not a curated record.